This is a messenger RNA of Megalops cyprinoides (Indo-Pacific tarpon), 1514 nucleotides long. RefSeq names its product cytidine monophosphate (UMP-CMP) kinase 2, mitochondrial (gene cmpk2). Lineage: Eukaryota; Metazoa; Chordata; Actinopteri; Elopiformes; Megalopidae. Gene Ontology annotation, biological process: dTTP biosynthetic process; dUDP biosynthetic process; dTDP biosynthetic process. Gene Ontology annotation, cellular component: cytoplasm; mitochondrion. Bases 125 to 1393 code for a protein of 422 amino acids. The transcript is spliced from 5 exons. The record is from RefSeq and is a predicted model, not a curated record. Gene Ontology annotation, molecular function: dTMP kinase activity.
UUUCGCUUUCUCCAGAGUGCAUGCUGUAAAUUUCGAUUCUGCUGAUUGCUCCGCUCGGUCAGCUGGUACUGUAAGCAUUAUACUUAAUACAUGGGGCGGCUGUACAUCGCUUUCGGGUUCCAACAUGGCUAAACAGACGCUUUCUCGUUUGGGACGGUGGUGUUCUCGUAUGUUCGCGGUGGAGUGUGACCCUAGCUCCGACUCUGUUUAUUUCGCCUUGACUAAAACGCCUCACACCAGGCAGGGCAGCGAGCGACAGGAGUUUGAAAAAAUAUUUGGGAGAGCGAAAAGUUUCUCUCUCCACGUCUGCACCGAGGAUAGAAUCCAAAGAGCAAAGUUUUAUGAAGAUAUUAAAUGUAACACAAUCCCAGGAUUUUCACAGGGCUGCAGAGUUUUCGACGUGUUUUCUUUUCAUCCCGACGUGAAAAACUCGGCGCUCAGAGGGUUUCUAGUCAGAGGCGUAGCCGACAUCCAGGACACAGGACUGUUUGAGGAACUUGUUCGGAAUCCCGGGCUCAAUGUGUGCACCUACGUCCUGGAGGAAGAGACCCAACAGUGGUGGCAGCAUUUGUGGUCCAAGGCAGAGGACGGUAGGAUGGUGGUGGUCGACAAAUACUGCCUUGUACCUGCAGAAAAGCCGGAGCAUCACCCAUCAACGCUGAAUAUAAUAAACUCUGAUGUGUUUUACAAAUUUGGGGAUGCUUGUAAAGUUCUGAGGGAGUGCAGCAAAUUCAUACCCGAAUCAAAGGAGCUGCUGGAACUGGUGGACCAGGGUUUGCCGCUGAAGAGGGACGGGCGUUUUCCAGUUGUCGUUAUAGAGGGGCUGGAUGCAACAGGAAAGACCACGCUGACACACUCCCUGACAGACACGCUGAAUGCAACUCUUCUGCAAUCCCCUCCACAGUGUCUGUCUCCAUGGAGACCGCGCUUCGACUCCGAGCCCGCCCUUCUCCGCCGGGCGUUCUACGCUUUGGGGAAUUACAUCACUGCUGGCCAGAUCAACAGAGCAAGCGCACAUGCUCCUGUUAUAGUGGACAGGUACUGGCAUAGCACCGCCGCCUACGGAAUCGCCACAGCAGUGAGUGGGAGAGUGGACAACUUGCCCAGCCCCGGGUCCGAGGUGUACCGCUGGCCUGUUGACCUGCUGCGACCAGACCUGGUCCUGCUGCUGACCGUCAGUCCAGAGGAGCGAAUAAGGAGGCUUCGUUUCAGAGGGGCAGAGAAAACCAGGGAGGAAGCGGAGCUGGAGGCCAAUGACCGGUUCCGCAACAAAGUGGAACAAGCUUACAAGAGGAUUGAAGACCCGGCGUGUGUUGUGGUAGAUGCCAGUCCUCCUCCAGACCAAGUGCUUCAACAAGUGCUGCAUUUAAUUAAAAACAAAUGCCACUUAUAAACCAGCUCUCACUAGCACUCAACAGAGGGCCAAUACAUCUCCUUACCACUAGAUGGCACUGCAGUGCUGUUAUAGGGAUCCUGUCCAUUUACCCAGACAGCCCAGACUUUAUGAACGUCCA